Messenger RNA from Syngnathoides biaculeatus (alligator pipefish), 2531 nucleotides. RefSeq names its product YJU2 splicing factor homolog B (gene yju2b). The coding region runs from base 303 to 1331 and encodes 342 amino acids. Gene Ontology annotation, cellular component: post-mRNA release spliceosomal complex; U2-type spliceosomal complex. The record is from RefSeq and is a predicted model, not a curated record. Gene Ontology annotation, biological process: mRNA splicing, via spliceosome. The transcript is spliced from 10 exons. Lineage: Eukaryota; Metazoa; Chordata; Actinopteri; Syngnathiformes; Syngnathidae.
CAUUUGCGACAAUACACAGUUUACGGCAGCUGCAAAUCUAAAUACUUUGACGUUUCUAAUUACGUUUAGCAUUUACUUUACUAGAAUUAAACACACUGGCCAAGUGAAAAGUCUCCUCUCUCCCCCUCGGGUUUUUAUUCGGGGACUUUCCGUGACGUUUGGAGGACUUCGUAGCUAAAGCCAAGUUAGCCGAUACAAUCUUUGUUCGGAAAAACAUCUCUGGUGACCGUCCAACGUCGUCCGUGUUUACAGCAGGGUUUCCAAACUGACUCUGCAAGCCGUGUAGCGGUCUCAUCCUCAAAAUGGGAGAACGAAAAGGAACAAACAAGUACUAUCCGCCUGAUUUCGAUCCGGCCAAGCACGGCUCUCUCAAUGGAUACCACAAAACACACGCCCUACGGGAGCGUGCAAGGAAGCUGUCCCAGGGCAUCCUCAUUAUCAGGUUUGAAAUGCCGUACAACAUCUGGUGUGAGGGCUGCAAGAAUCACAUCGGCAUGGGAGUCCGAUACAACGCAGAGAAGAAGAAAGUGGGAAACUACUUCACUACACCUAUCUACAGGUUUCGGAUGAAGUGCCACCUGUGCGUCAAUUACAUCGAGAUGCAGACGGACCCGGCCGCCUGUGACUACGUCAUUGUCAGCGGUGCCAGCAGGAAGGAGGAGCGAUGGGACAUGGCCGACAAUGAGCAGAUACUCACCACCGAGCGCGAAGAGAAGGAGAAGCUGGAGACGGAUGCCAUGUUCAAGCUGGACCACGGUGGAAAGGACAAGGAGAAGCUGAACAAGGCUUUGCCCUCACUAAUAGAGCUGCAGGACCACCAGGCCGCCUGGAAGGAUGACUUCCAGCUCAACAGCGCCCUGCGCAGCAAGUUCAGGACGGAGAAGAAGGUGAUGGUGGAGAAGGAGGAGAAGGACGAUGCGGUGAGGAUGAGGACCAACCUAAGCAUCCCCCUGCUGCCCGAGCGCGCUGAGGACAAGAGGCUGGCGGCGCUGCUCAGCUUCCAGACGCCAGAAUCGUACGAUGACAAGCAGCGGAGCAAACGUCAGGAGAUCUCCACACGCUCAUGGUUCAACUCCACUUCAGGGGGCACCACCGCCACCACACCCGGGGGUCUGCUCCAUAAACUGGGACUGCAGGGCAAAGAGGCAGCCGUGGCCAAAGCUCUAGGCCCCUCACAUGCCCCCCUAAUUCGCAGGAAGUCGGACCCCCAGGAGGCGCCGUCGUCUUCAUCAUCACGGGAAGUUGCCGGUACUGAGCAGGACACAAGUGCGACAAGUUUGAGUUCCCUGGUCCCCAACUACAGCGACUCGGACUCUGACCACGGCCACUGACACCAAGUGAACAACGCUGACCUAUUUAAUGAUGCCUUUCUGCCUUGUGGGAAUUCCAGAGUGUCCCAACCUAUUCCGUCCAGCUUUUAGCGACGCCUCAGCGCAAACAGUACGUCCUGAUAACUGUCACUCCCGUUUUUUUUUUUUGUUUUUUUUUUUUUUAAUUUAACUUCCAGGAAACUGAACUGAAGAGCAGGUUGCUCUCUUCAAAACCAACCUACAGGAAAUGACACUGAACAAAUUAACUGAUGAUGUGGUUCUGGUGUAUCUGACGGUUUCCACCAGCCUACCGUGUAAAAUAAAUGUCGGAAAAUUAUUUGACACUUAGCAAUUCUCAAGUGUCUUUUGUCUAAAAUGAAUGAAAUAUUCAUGUUUUUGUUUGGCUCACCAAAUUUGUAGAUAUUUAAUGAAUUUGAUCCAAUAGAAUAUAGUAGUAAACAGCAAUAUUACUUAUACAGUACGCUUUUUUGUUAAUUGGUUGAUCAUAGUUAAAUUCUACGUGGCAAAUAAAUUAGAAUGAAGUAUUUCAAAAUUAACUUUCUUGCAUAGGUUUAGCUCCUUUCCUCCCCCCAAUAUUGCUAAAUUUAAAUAUUUUUUCAAUCAUUUUGCAUUAAAAUUGGUUAGUUUAAAUCUUAUUUUUCAGUCAUUUAAUUUAGUAGUUUGAUUUAUUUGAAGUAAUUUUUAAAUAUAUUUGAUAAAUUGUAUGAGUAAAUUACACAAGAGGUUGUUAAAUGCAUGGAAAGAUCAAUUGAACAAAAGUCCAGCAGAAUAAGUUUUAACCAUUUCUCCUUAAACCCCCCCCCCAAAACAUUUUCUUUAAGUUUGUAUAAUUACAAAUGUAGUAGACACAAAGCGUAAUAAGGAGGCUAAUAUACAUACAGAUACAAAAGUAAAAUCUAAACUAUACACCUCGUAAAACAAAAUUGGAAUUUAAAUGAAAAGGUUUCAACUUCUUAACUAUUUGUAAAGUUGUAUGCAUGGGCAAUUAUAUUCUUUACUUUUGGUACGUUCCAAUCAUGUUAUUUAAAAAGCAAUAUUGUACCUGCAUUGAUGACCGCAUCAUACCGAUCUUGUGCAAACGUCUAAAGUCACAAUUGUGUCGUUCGGGACAUUCUGCGUCUGAGUCACGUUGUGUGUUUGGCCUCCAAUUUGUUUGCAUUUCCAAACAGAAAAUUGUGAAAACCUUUAUGGAAUAAAAUG